Messenger RNA from Oncorhynchus mykiss (rainbow trout), 5427 nucleotides. RefSeq names its product collagen, type XXVIII, alpha 2a (gene col28a2a). The record is from RefSeq and is a predicted model, not a curated record. Lineage: Eukaryota; Metazoa; Chordata; Actinopteri; Salmoniformes; Salmonidae. Gene Ontology annotation, molecular function: serine-type endopeptidase inhibitor activity.
ACAAUGUUGUUCCCUGCUGUGACCUGGUUCCUGUUGGUAGCAGGGCUGUUGGGUGUCUGGGCUCAGGACUACUAUGAAGAGAGAACAGUGAACAAGAGACCCAGGGGCAGGGGGGCCCAACUGCAAGCUCCAGCCAUUGCAACUAACGUGCAAAAACAUAAUGGACAAGCCAUUUUAGAUGAGGACUGCGGUCUGGAGCUUACCUUUCUGCUGGACAGCUCUGAGAGUGCCAAGGAGAACCAUGAGCAGGAGAAGCGCUUUGCCAUGGAUGUGGUGGACAGGCUCCAGGCCGCCCGUCUGCAGACGGGCCGCAGUCUGAGCUGGAAGGCGGCUCUGCUGCAGUACAGCAGUCACGUCAUCAUCGAGCAGACCUUCAAGCAGUGGAGGGGCACCGACAACUUCAAGUCCCACAUCACCCCCAUUGUCUACAUCGGCCACGGCACCUACACCACCUACGCCAUCACCAACAUGACCAAGAUGUACCUGGAGGAGUCCAGCCCAGGCAACAUCAAGGUGGCCAUGCUGCUCACUGACGGCAUCUCCCACCCCAGGAAUCCAGACAUCUUCUCAGCUGCCGCUGACGCCAAGAACCAGGGGGUGAAGUUCUUCACGGUGGGCAUCACCCGUGCAGCCAACGAGUCAGCCAACGUGGCCCAGCUGAGUUUGUUGGCCAGUUCUCCUGCCUCCCGAUACCUCCACAACCUGCAGGAUAUUGACAUUGUGGAGAAAGUCCUCAAAGAAAUUACUGACCUGGCUGAUGAAGGGUGUCCCCCGGCCCAACAAUGUGCCUGUGAGAAGGGCGAAAGAGGACUCAGUGGCUUAGCCGGGAAGAAGGGUCGCCCUGGAGAUGAUGGAGCCCCUGGUCUCAAAGGAUUGAAGGGAGAGGGAGGACGAAGUGGACUUCCAGGUCGGGAUGGCGGAGAAGGUAAAUCUGGUUACAAAGGAGAGAGGGGUGAGAGAGGCGAGUGUGGCACUCCAGGAAUGAAAGGGGACAGGGGUCCUGAGGGCCCAAUGGGCACCAGAGGAGUCAGAGGUCUCCAGGGUUUACCCGGUCCACAGGGUGACGUUGGACCUGAGGGCCCUCAGGGUAAGAAGGGUGAUCGGGGUCAAGCUGGCCCGGCCGGAAUUCAGGGAGAAAAUGGUAUUGGACUUCCUGGACCAAAGGGUGAUCUGGGAUUCCAGGGAAAACCCGGCCCCCCUGGUCCGACAGGGUUGAGUGAAUAUGGCCAGCCAGGGCCUCAAGGGCCACAAGGUUUUCAAGGGGAGAAAGGACCCCACGGAGAGGGGCUCCCUGGGCCAAAGGGAGACCGGGGGCUGGCCGGACCGAGGGGGCCAAGAGGACAGACGGGUGCAGGAAUCAAAGGAGAAAAGGGUGAGUUCGGGCCUCCUGGUCAUCCAGGACUGGUUGGACUUACAGGAGCGGGCAUCCAGGGGGAGAAGGGAGUGGAGGGUCCCAGAGGUCCACCUGGAGGCAGAGGACCUCAAGGAGAGGGCUUACCUGGACCUAAGGGUGAUCAAGGUUUCCCAGGAGAGCUCGGAGCUACAGGGGAGAGAGGCGUUGGUGAGCCAGGGCCAAAGGGUGAGCUUGGUACAUCUGGCCUGGCUGGCUUACCUGGUCUUCCAGGCGAGGACGGGGCUCCAGGACAGAAGGGUGAGGCGGGUGUAGCUGGUAUAAGAGGUCCUGAUGGAGCAGCAGGAAUCGGCACCCAGGGCGAGAAGGGAGACCAGGGUCAGAGGGGCAUCCGUGGAUUACAUGGACCUCCUGGCAUGACCGGACCCUCAGGGGCAAAGGGGGAGCCUGGCACACCAGGCCGACUGGGCAUGCCAGGACUACCGGGACGGGCCAUUGCAGGUCCCAAGGGUGAUCUAGGCCCACCUGGUCCCUCUGGGCCGACUGGAGAGACAGGCUAUGGGCUACCUGGGCCAAAGGGUGACCGUGGUAAUCCUGGUCCAACAGGACCUUUUGGAUCCAAAGGUGAAGGUUUCCCUGGCCCAGUGGGUCCUCCAGGCCUUCCAGGUCUACAGGGAGAGCAGGGCCCUGAGGGCAUUGGCAUCCCAGGACCUAAGGGAGACAUUGGCUUCAGAGGAUUGCCAGGUUUGCCAGGCCCAAAAGGAAAGGGUGUGCAAGGACCACCGGGUAACAUUGGAAGGAAAGGACCCCCUGGUCCAAAUGGGCCCCCAGGGGAAGGUCUGCAGGGCCCCAAGGGUGAGCAGGGGUCUCAGGGUGUGACAGGGCCAAGGGGACCCAUAGGGGAAGGAUUCCCAGGAGGUAAGGGUGACCGUGGCUUGCAGGGUGAGAGAGGAAAUAAGGGUGUAAAGGGGGGCAUGGGAGAUUCUGGGGUUCCUGGAGAGUCUGGGAGGCCAGGAGUAAAGGGUGAAGUGGGGCUUACAAGAGAAGACAUCAUUAAAUUGAUCAAGGAAAUAUGUGGAUGUGGAAUCAAGUGCAAGGAGAGGCCAAUGGAGCUUGUAUUCGUCAUUGACAGCUCAGAGAGCGUUGGUCCGGAAAACUUUGAAAUCAUCAAGGACUUUGUCACAGCGCUGGUGGACCGUACCACUGUUGGACGUAACGCCACCAGAAUUGGAUUAGUCCUGUACAGUCUGGAUGUCCACCUGGAGUUCAAUCUGGCGCGCUACAUGACCAAACAAGAUGUCAAGCAGGCCAUCAGGAAGAUGUCCUACGUGGGUGAGGGAACCUAUACUAGCACCGCCAUCCGGAAGGCUACCCAGGAGGCCUUCUACAGUGCCCGUACUGGGGUUAGGAAAGUGGCCAUUGUUAUCACAGAUGGACAGACAGACAAACGAGAGCCUGUGAAGCUGGACAUUGCUGUGAGGGAGGCCCAUGCUGCCAACAUUGAGAUGUAUGCCCUGGGGAUUGUCAACACCUCAGAUACAACCCAGGCCGAGUUCCUGCGUGAACUAAAUCUGAUCGCCUCUGACCCUGACAGUGAACAUAUGUACCUCAUCGACGAUUUCAACACUCUACCAGCUCUGGAGUCAAAGCUUGUUAGCCAGUUCUGUGAGGAUGAGAAUGGAGCCCUUGUGUUGAAUCGCAACACUAAUGGCUUUGGAAGAAAUGGGAACAACGGCUAUGGGAACAACGGCUAUGGGAACAACGGACAUGGGAUUAACGGACAGGGGAAUAGCGGACAGGGGAAUAACGAACAGGGGAAUAGCGGACAGGGGAAUUACGGACAGGGGAAUAGCGGACAGGGGAAUAGCGGACAGGGGAAUAGCGGACAGGGGAAUAGCGGACAGGGGAAUAGCGGACAGGGGAAUAGCGGACAGGGGAAUAGCGGACAGGGGAAUAGCGGACAGGGGAAUUACGGACAGGGGAAUAGCGGACAGGGGAAUAACGGACAGGGGAAUAACGGACAGGGGAAUAGCGGACAGGGGAAUAACGGACAGGGGAAUAGCGGACAGGGGAAUAGCGGACAGGGGAAUAGCGGACAGGGGAAUAGCGGACAGGGGAAUAACGGACAGGGGAAUAGCGGACAGGGGAAUAGCGGACAGGGGAAUAGCGGACAGGGGAAUAACAGACAGGGGAAUAGCGGACAGGGAAAUAGCGGACAGGGGAAUAACGGACAGGGAAAUAGCGGACAGGGGAAUAACGGACAGGGGAAUAGCGGACAGGGGAAUAGCGGACAGGGGAAUAGCGGACAGGGGAAUAACGGACAGGGGAAUAGCGGACAUGGGAAUAGCGGACAGGGGAAUAGCGGACAUGGGAAUAACGGACAUUUGAAUAAUGAACAUGGAAACACCUAUAAUGAGGAUCCUAUCCUAAAUCCAAGUGGACGCACCAGUUCCCAGAGUCACAUCAGAGGCCGUGGAGAUAACUUUGAUCUGCCCCUCAAUGCUGGACCACUCCCAGUGCAGGUGGAUGAUGAAGAGGGUGAAGAUUUAGACGUAAGGACCCACAUGCGAGGAGGUAGUACUGUGGCUGUAGCUAACAAAACAGUAUCCAUCUUCCCUGCAAAGGAAAGCUCCCACUCCAACACAGCUGUCUCGUCAUCAGGAUCAGCAUCAUCAUCCUCAGGAACAACAGGUUCAGCUUCAUCAUCCAGCGAGGGCCAAUUUCAGCCUGUAUCAAUUCCUAUCCCUAAUUCUAUUUUCCCCCAAGAGUCCGUCUCGCUCAAUCCCCGCUGUAACCUGAGUUUGGACCAAGGCACCUGUCGAGAGUAUAACAUCCAGUGGUAUUACGACAAACAGGCCAAUUCCUGUGCACAGUUCUGGUAUGGAAGCUGUGAAGGAAAUGCCAACCGCUUUGAGACAGAGGAGGCGUGUAAGAAGACCUGUGUUCUAUCUAGAACAGCUGGUUAAAACAGGCAGAUGAUCAAUCAACUCAUCAGAACAAUCUGCCAUGGAACCAACUAAGCAAAAUGCAGAGGAUGUUUAAUAAUAGUGUACUACUGAUAUUUAAAAAUGGUAUAUUUACAACAGGCAUUUAUCAUUGGAAAUAGCGUUAUUUUUGCAGCUCUCUGUGUCUCUCUCUCUUGAGGUGUAGAGAAUAAGGGAAGGACAUGCCACUUCUAGAUUACAUGAAGUUGCCUUUCUUUUCAGAUGUAUGGUUAUCUGUGGACUUUAUUUACGGAAGUCUGAAUUUGUGAAGAAAAUAUAACGUUGCUAUGGUAACUGUUUUAUUACAUUUGAAAAGUGAUCCUAUACCUUACUCUUAUUAUAUUGAUGUUGGAUUAACUAAUCCAUUCAAUACCUCAAUGUUACUCAACCGUAAGCUGUACUGAACAAAGGGGAUAGGUUCAAGCCCAGCGUUUGUCAUUUCAGGUUUACCUGAGAAAAACAUCACACAAUACAAUUCUCAUACCUCUUAGCCAUAAGAACAUUGUGCUGCCAUUAUGCUGUCCCACAAUAUCGUUUUAUAAUAUAGGGAUAGUCUUCUAGAAUACAUUAUUUUUUUGUAGUAUACGUCUGAAUUCAGUAAUUGUAUAUUAAAGCAAACUAAAUUAAAUAGGUGCUGUAAUUAUUUUUCUUGUUUGUUUAAUGAUAUGUAUUAGUCUGUUUUAGGGUCACAUACGCCAGGCCUAUAAGUGACAGUAUGCAACUUGACCUAUGUAUUUUUCUUCCAAAGUGUUUUGGGAAAUCGCACGUUGCUGUUGAUGAAAAAGCUAACUUUUAAAUUAAUCACAUUUUUUACAUGUGUACUGGUUUUGAUGAUUUUGUUUUGUUUUUAUUGAUUGAAAAAGGAUAGAUAGAUAGCCAACUUCACAAAACAGUGGGAAGCUUUGGAGUCAACAUGGGCCAGCAUCCCUGUAGAACACUUUCUACACCUUUUAGCGUCCAUGCAGUGACGAAUUUAGGCUGUUCUGGGGGCAAAAGAGGGUGCAACUCAAUAUUAGGAAGGUGUUCCUAAUGUUUUGUACACUCAGUGUAUUUGGCCUUGUGUUUUAGGUUGUUUUCCUGCUGAAAGGUGAA